AUGGAUUUAAUUUAGUUAUCAUCGAUGAUAUUGAACACACUCUUAUAUGCAACUUUGUAUGUGAUGAGCAAAUAUAUCUAUAGAAUAUAAAAACAUAGUAAUAGAAUAAUAUUAGCAAGAAUUAUCGACAAAUGAUAAAUAAUUGGCGAAAGCGCUUCGAUAUUAAAGAAGGAAAAUUAAAAUUAUAAUAAUGGGUUUGCCAACAUUAUUAUGUUUUGUUCAAAACUAUUAUAAUUUGUGUUUGAGAUACACACAGUCAGAAAAAUUGAAUAUUUUUGAGUGUUUAAAAUAGUUUGAUACUGAAAAAAUAGGAAUGGGAAUAUUAACAUCAUUUUAUAUGACACUAUUACUAUAUAUAGGUCCAGUGUAUUAAGAAUUUUGGGUAAUAAAUAAUAACUUAUAGUUAGAAUGGAAAUUUAAGGGAAAAAUUUAGUAAAAUUAAGUUCAACAAAUUCAGAUGGGAUUACUUUACUAAGAUUGUUAUUGUAUUAUAUUGUUAUUAAACUUGAAAAGACUCCAUUAAUAGAUGAAAUUAUAUUUAGAGAAUUGGUGAAUAAUGCAAUAAAUGUUAGAUAUUAGAAUAAUAUUGAGUUUAUCAUUUAUUCAACAUUGUUAUAUAGUUUAAGUAAACUAGAAAUACUAUUUUAUUAGCAAAAUCAUUGUCUUAUUAAUUAAAAUAUGGAUAGCUAUCACGUUAUGAAUUCCUAAAAACAUUUGUAUUGGGAUUAUAUCUGUCUUUUGUGUUAGUAUAGACAAAAACAAUAGCAACAGUAAUAAUCAAUCAUGGACUGAUGAAUUUUAUGGGAAGACCGAACUUUUUAGAUUUAGUUAAAGGAAAGUAUAGCAACGAAUAAAGAUAAAGUAAAAUGGAAUAUACUAUUUUAAGAGAUGAUACGGUUUUAUGUGCUAGGUUUCGUUGCCUUUCUAAUUUUUUGUGUUUUAGUUUUGUGAUUUUAUUUAU
Molecule: messenger RNA, 961 nt
Organism: Paramecium sonneborni
Lineage: Eukaryota; Ciliophora; Oligohymenophorea; Peniculida; Parameciidae
Source: the annotation of a GenBank genome assembly